UACUAAUCUUCUAUAUGAGUGAGUAGGCACAAUUUGCCGCGAAAGACCAGCAUGGAUGGUGCACUAGAAUCGAUUUUUGUUCUGAGAGCAUGGCUCGUCGUUUUUGUGGUGAUUGGUAUUCUAGGCAACUGGAAACUAGCUAAAGGAGACAAUAAUCCUGGAUUCAUAAGCAUUGAUUGCGGGGCAGCUAGCGAUUAUGUGGAUGAAAACACUGAUAUAUUUUACAAGUCAGAUACAAGUUUUAUAGAUACUGGGACAAAUUACGAUAUAUCCCCUGAGUACUACUAUUCAAAUGCUGUUUAUGCACGGCAGGCGUACACUCUUAGAAGCUUUCCGCAAGGAACAAAGAAUUGUUACACCUUGAAGCCUAAACAAGGCAAAAACAGCAAUUACCUCAUCAGGGCUUUCUUUCGAUAUGGAAAUUACGACAAGAAGAAUCAAAUUCCGAAAUUCGAUGUAUAUGUUGGGGUAAAUUAUUGGUUGUCAGUGGUAUUAAAUAAUGCAUCUUCCCUAAUAUACCCAGAUUUCAUCCAUGUUCCCUCUUCUGACACCAUAUUGGUCUGUUUGAUAAACACGGGGUCUGGAGUACCGUUCAUUUCCGCCUUGGAAUUACGUCCAUUAAAUAAGUCCUUAUAUCCGAUUGACUUUGGAGCACAAUAUAGUUCAUGGCGGUAUGACUUGGGUACCAUAAGCCAAAGAGAUUUUGUCAGGUACAAGGACGAUGUUUAUGAUCGCCUCUGGUAUAGUAAUGAUACACUCAUUUAUAACUCGGUGUCAAUCGAUACCUCCUCAGUUAUUGAAAUGCACAACAAUGAUGGUUAUAAACUACCAGCACAGGUGUUAAGAACCGCAGUCCAAGCCAGUGGAGCUUACAAUGCCUUGAGUUUUUCCAAAUCUGGAAACUCUUAUAGUAGAUGGUAUGUUUGCUUUCACUUCGCUGAAAUUGCUGAACUUACACAAGGCAAGAAAAGAGAAUUCAUUAUUUCUGUGAAUGAGGGGAACUAUACCUCUAAACCGAUUACUCUUGAAUACUUAACGCCUUUGUCCGUAUGUCCAAAUCGAACAUUCGAAUCGCCGUUAAGUUUUUCUAUUGAUGCAACAAUGGAGUCCGACUUUCCCCCCAUCCUCAAUGCGUUUGAGCAUUACGCGGUAGUUCCUCUCCCGUAUAAACCAACUGACCACGGAGACGUUACUGCAAUCAUGGACAUCAAACGAACGUUCAGGAUCUCUAGAGACGAUUGGCAAGGAGACCCAUGUGUUCCACAUAAUUAUUCAUGGAAUGGUUUAACUUGCAGUUCAGAUAAUACUCCAAGGAUCAUUACACUGAAUUUGAGUUCAAGCAACUUGACAGGGAAGAUAGUGACUUCAUUCUCCGACCUCACAGCACUGCAGUACUUGGAUUUAUCGUACAAUAGCUUGGCUGGGAACGUACCAGAAUUUUUAGCUCAACUACCAAAUUUGAAGACCCUUAAUUUAAGCGGAAACAAGUUUGAUGGUUCAGUUCCAGAGGCUCUUAUACAGAAGUCUAGGGAUGGAUCAUUGAUCUUGAGUCUUGGCGAAAUGUUGGAUCUAGACAAACCAACCAACUCAAGAGAUGAUGGCGAAACGGACGUGAGGACGAACAGGUGGCGAGCAAAUAAGUGGUGGAUAUGGCUCAUUGUGGCAGUAGGGGGAAUUAUCAUCGCCUUUUUGUGCUUAUUAUGCUAUGCAAAAGUGAAAAAAUACAUAGCGGAAGGGGAGAGAAAGAAGAAACAAAAGAUACUUCUACAAGAACUGAGAGGUAAUGCAACAUCGUCCACUCUACGUGACAAAGUGAAGAAACGAAAUAAUGAUAGGCAAGAUAGCCAUGAAUUGCAAAUCUUCAGCUUCGAAACCAUUUCUGCUGCCACAAGAAAUUUUUCAACUAAAAAUAAAUUAGGAGAAGGUGGUUUUGGACCGGUUUAUAAGGGUGAAUUAUAUGAUGGGCAGAAAAUAGCAAUAAAGAGACUCUCAAGAAGUUCUGGACAGGGAUUGGUAGAGUUCAAGAAUGAAGCUAUUCUUAUUGCCAAACUCCAACACACAAAUCUUGUAAGACUGUUAGGGCUUUGCAUUCAGCAAGAAGAAAAAAUUCUAAUCUAUGAGUACAUGCCCAACAAAAGCUUAGACUUCUUCCUCUUUGAUUCUACUAAAAAGUCUUUAUUAAAUUGGAAAAAACGCUUCAACAUCAUUGAAGGCAUUGCUCAAGGACUUCUUUAUCUUCACAAAUAUUCAAGACUAAGAGUAAUUCACCGAGACUUAAAAGCAAGCAAUAUUUUGCUUGAUGAGGAUAUGAAUCCAAAAAUUUCUGACUUUGGCUUGGCUAGAAUAUUUGGGUUGAAAGGAUUAGAAGAAAACACAAAUAGGAUUGUUGGAACAUAUGGUUAUAUGGCUCCAGAGUAUGCCAUGAAUGGUGUUGUUUCAGCAAAAACUGAUGUAUUUAGCUAUGGAGUCCUACUAUUGGAAAUCGUGAGCAGCAAGAAAAAUAAUAGUUGCUAUCACUCUGAGUAUCCACUCAACCUUAUAGGAUAUGCAUGGCAAUUAUGGAAUGAAGGGAAAGGUUUGGAGCUAAUAGACCCAACAAUAAUAGAUGAGUCAUUCCCUUCAUCUGAAAUAUUGAAAUGCAUUCAUGUUGGUCUUUUAUGCGUACAAGACCUGGCAACAGAUAGACCUACCAUGCUAGAUGUUGCAACUAUGCUUUCAAGUGAAACUAUUCAACUCCUUCCUCCAAAACAACCUGCAUAUCUUAUCAACAUUGUUCAAGAAAAUUCAUUAGAAGUUUCUGAAAUUAAGCCAGAAAAUUGUUCCAUAAAUGAUGUUACAAUUUCAGAGAUGAAAGCAAGAUAAAUACUAAGCAAGGGUGAUUACAAGACCACCUUGACCUGCCCCCCCAAAAAAAAAAAAAAAAA
Messenger RNA from Quercus lobata, 2924 nucleotides. RefSeq names its product putative leucine-rich repeat receptor-like protein kinase At2g19210. Gene Ontology annotation, molecular function: ATP binding; protein binding; protein kinase activity. Lineage: Eukaryota; Viridiplantae; Streptophyta; Magnoliopsida; Fagales; Fagaceae. The transcript has 14 exons. The record is from RefSeq and is a predicted model, not a curated record. Gene Ontology annotation, biological process: protein phosphorylation. Bases 52 to 2862 code for a protein of 936 amino acids.